This is a messenger RNA of Melanotaenia boesemani (Boeseman's rainbowfish), 2254 nucleotides long. It is a transcript of the gene gpr157, whose product is annotated as G protein-coupled receptor 157. The record is from RefSeq and is a predicted model, not a curated record. Gene Ontology annotation, molecular function: G protein-coupled receptor activity; cAMP binding. Gene Ontology annotation, cellular component: plasma membrane. NCBI's taxonomy places the organism in Eukaryota, Metazoa, Chordata, Actinopteri, Atheriniformes, Melanotaeniidae. Gene Ontology annotation, biological process: cell surface receptor signaling pathway; adenylate cyclase-activating G protein-coupled receptor signaling pathway. The transcript is spliced from 4 exons. Bases 224 to 1228 code for a protein of 334 amino acids.
CAAAGAGGAGAGAGGAGAGAGAAGGCGGAGAGGGAGGGCUUAAAUGCUGGGUGAGAAGUUUUCUUUAGCGUUGAGCGAAGUUUGGCUCAACUGGAUUGAGCCAUAGAAAGGUCGCUUUUGCAUUAAGGGAAAACACUAUGAGAUAAUGAUCAUAUCCAAGAUUUAUCAGCAGUGGAGUGUUUGGAAACACGCUCAUAUAGUAGCUCGUGUCCUACAUUAAACAAUGCCAAACGGAAAUCAGACAGAGUUGUAUUUGUCUGAGCAGGUGGUCGUGUUGUGUACCUGCGCCCUGUCGUUGCUGGGCUCCACUCUGAUCAUCCUCACCUACAUUAGUUGGUCAGAUUUGAGGACAACACCGAGGAAACUGUUGGUUUACCUGUCGGUGUCUGACUGGCUGUCAGCCGUCUCUUACGCCUUCGGAGUCUGGAGUGUUUUCCGCACUAACUCGCCAGAAUGCGUCGCUCAAGGAGCGAUAUCCACUUUUGCCAACACCAGCAGUUUCUUCUGGACAGUAGCCAUCGCUGUGUACCUUUACGUUUUCAUCGUCAGGUCCAGUCAAAGAGUCGCUGACAGCCUGGUUGUCUUUUUUCACAUUGUCAGCUGGGGUGUCCCUCUGGCCAUCACUGUCACCGCUGUUUGUCUCAACAAGAUUGGUUAUGAUGCAUCUGAGGUGUCGGUGGGCUGGUGCUGGGUCAGGAUCGAAGCUCCAGACCGGAUCCUAUGGAUGCUCCUGACAGGGAAAAUCUGGGAGUUCCUGGCGUAUCUCACUCUCCCUGUGCUCUACAUUCUGAUCAAGAGGCACAUCCAUAGAGCGCAUGCAGCCCUGUCUGAGUACCGUCCCAUCUUGGCCAACAGGCCUCCAUCACACUCCUCCUCCUCUAUGGCUGAUAUGAAGCUGACUCUCAUUCCCAUCAUCUUCAUUAUUCUGCGCAUUUGGAGCACCGUGCGCUUCAUACUGCUACUCACUGAGGCUCCAGUCAGACAGAACCCAGUGCUGGUGACACUACAUGGAAUAGGCAACACCUCCCAGGGAGCAGCCAACUGCAUCAUGUUUGUUCUGUUUACUCAGCCGAUCCGCACACGGCUCUGCACUGCGCUCUGCUGCUGCGUUUCUAGGUGCAGAGAGGUGCAGCACUCCCAUGGUGCCUCACAGAGGCUGCAGCCUGAACAGGACUCCUCCAUCCAGAGGGAGGAAGACAGCACCAGCCGAGUACGGACAGACAGAUGAUAAUUUACUCCGUGGAUGGGUAAAGACAGACUGAAAAGCUGACGCAAAGGGAGCAGUGGAGGUCUUCACUUUGAGUCAGGCCUCAUUAAAGCAAGUGCCUGUAGGGAGGAGUGUAGAUUCUGCAGGUGCAUGCACAUCUGUUACAUACUUGCACUGUGGGUGAUGGGAUGAUGCUGUUUGAUUGUACACCAGCAUUUAAUGAAGUGCUCUUUUACUUUAGGUUGUUUCUGGUACACUUCAUGAAGAACUGUAACAUGAGUUUACUGUAGUGCCUCUAUUUAUCAUGUACUGUUUUUUUGUUUCAGCAUUGAGGUUUUGAUAUGUCUUCUGCUGAGAACAGUAAAACAAUCCGAGUCAUUAAAAACCGUAUGAUUUGUUUAACUGAUGUUGAACUUUUACAGAACAUCUAAAGAGAUAGCUCACCCAAGACAUCUUUGAACUUUACUCUCUGAUUACUUGAAUGGUUUUACACAGAAACCAGCAAAUAUGGUCAGUCUGAACUUCAGAAGAAGAAAAUAUCUCUACUGCAUCUCAUUCCAGUCCUGCAGCAUGACCUACAGCAAUGUACCUCUCUGCAGUUAAAGAAGCUUGGACUUCAUUUAGUUAAAAUGCAUUUAGAUAAAUAAUAACUAAAUUUAGUGGUUUGCAAAACACUUCAGAACUAUGUUAAAUUGAUUAUAGCACCAAGAUGGCAUAACUAAUGUUUAGAUAAAAAAAAAUUAUACACUUUAAGGAAAGUAGAAAAGUCAUCUUGUUAUAAAUUUGAGUUCAAGAUAUUUUUUAAAAUGUAUGAACAGGAACAUGUUUCUCUUUAUUUUGCAACUCUGACAGUUUGCAAACCAGGGAGAGCAGUUUCAUUUUUUGUGCUUAAUAUAGGUUCAAUAAUUUGGAGGCUCAUCUAACUUGCAUUUAAUUUUAUUUUGCACCACAUGUUUUGUAUGGGGGGCGGUUCAACCAAACCAGUUCAGCAUCUGGACUCUUUUGCUGUAGAGUUGUAUGCUGUUCUAAUAAAGAAUGAGUUUAGGC